GGCUCAGGCGCUCCCAGCUAUGGGCCGGGGGUCCUCGAGACCUCGGGGAUCGCUGGAGCUGCUGCUGCUGCUGCUGCCCCUAUGGCGGGUGCCCGGCGCCCAGGUGCUUCUAGGAAAAGCCCAUGGAGAGCCAGUCACGCCCCACUGGGUCUUGGAUGACCGACCCUGGCAUGCCACCAUCACCCUGGAAGAGCGGUCAAUCUUGAAGCCAGAUGUGGGGCUGGUGGUGUUGGAGGCUGAAGGCUGGAGCUCCUGCUUUGAGCUGGAAAGAACCAGUGAGCUGCUAGCUCCAGGAUACACAGAAACGCACUACAGCACAGAUGGACAGCCUGUGGUGCUAGUCCCCAACCACACAGAUCAUUGCCACUAUCAUGGGCGUGUGAGGAGCUUCCCUGACUCCUGGGUAGUCCUCAGCACCUGCUCAGGGAUGAGUGGCCUGAUCACACUCAGCAGCAAUGCCAGCUAUUAUUUGCAUCCCUGGGCACCUGGGGACUCCAAGGACUUCUCAACACACAAGAUCUUCCGGAUGGAGCAACUGUUCACUUGGAGACAGGCCUUUGGCUACAGGGACCCCAGGGACAAAGGGGGCGUGGCCAUCCUUCCUCCUGCCUCCCAGAGCAGGGAAAGGCGAGAGGCCCGCAGGAGCCCUAGGUACCUGGAGCUGUACUUGGUGGCUGACCACACCCUGUUCUUGCUCCAGCACCAGAACUUGAACCACACCAAACAGCGUCUCCUGGAAGUCACCAAUUACGUGGACCAGAUUCUCAGGACACUGGACAUUCAGGUGGUGUUGACCGGGCUGGAAGUGUGGACCGAGCAGGACUUCAGCCGCGUCACACCGGACGCCAACGCCACGCUCUGGGCCUUUCUGCAGUGGCGUCGGGGACUGUGUGUGCAGCGGCCACACGACUCGGCACAGCUGCUCACGGGCCGCACCUUCCAGGGCGCCACGGUGGGCCUGGCGGUCGAGGGCAUGUGCAGCGCGGAGAGCUCCGGAGGCGUGAGCAUGGACCACUCGGAGCUCCCCAUCGGCGCGGCGGCCACCAUGGCCCACGAGAUAGGCCACAGCCUAGGCCUCAGUCACGACCCUGAGGGUUGCUGCGUGGAGGCGGUGGCGGAGCAGGGCGGCUGCGUCAUGGAAGCGGCCACUGGGCACCCGUUCCCGCGCGUGUUCAGCGCCUGCAGCCGCCGCCAGCUGCGCGCCUUCUUCCGCAAGGGGGGCGGCGCGUGCCUCUCAAACACCCCCCACCCGGGGCUCCCGGUGCAGCUGGCGCGCUGCGGGAACGGCUUCGUGGAGGCGGGCGAAGACUGCGACUGCGGCUCCGGCCAGAAGUGCCAGGACCCCUGCUGCUUCGCCCAUAACUGCUCGCUGCGUGCGGGGGCCCAGUGCGCCCACGGGGACUGCUGUGCGCGCUGCCAGCUGAAGCCGGCGGGCACACUGUGCCGCCGGCCUGUGGACGACUGUGACCUUCCCGAGUUCUGCACGGGAGCCUCCCCUCAUUGUCCCCGGGACAUUUACUUACUGGACGGCUCGCCCUGCGCCAGCGGCCGCGGUUACUGCCGGGACGGCGCGUGCCCCACGCUGGAGCAGCAAUGCCAGCAGCUCUGGGGGCCAGGCGCCCGCCCAGCGCCGGAGGCCUGUUUCCAGGUGAACUCCGCCGGGGACGCGCAUGGGAACUGCGGCCAGUACAGUACCGGUGGCUUCCUGCCUUGUGCACAGAGGGAUGCUCAGUGUGGAAAGCUACAAUGCCAGGAUGGGGAGCAGAGCCCACUCGUGCCCCACGUCGUACCCGUGACCUCCACCAUUCGCUUAGAGGGUCGGGAGGUGACUUGCCGUGGAGCCCUUGCACUCCCAGCUGCGCAGCUGAACCUGCUUGACUUGGGCCUGGUAGAGCCGGGUACCCAGUGUGGACCUAGAAUGGUGUGCCAGGACAGGCGCUGCCAGAAUGUUACCUCUCAGGAGCUGGAACACUGCCUAACUGCCUGCCACAACCAUGGGGUUUGCAACAGCAACCAUAACUGCCACUGUGAUCCAGGCUGGGCUCCACCCUUCUGUGACAAGCCAGGAUUUGGGGGUAGUGUGGACAGUGGCCCUGUGCAGCCUCAAAAACGUGAUGCCUUCCUGCUGGCCCUGCUCCUCAGCUUCCUGCUGCCUCUGCUCCCUGGGGUUGGCCUGGCCUGGUGCUGCUACAGGUUUCCAGGACUCCAUCUCCAGCGAUGUCCCUGGGGCUGCAGGAGGAAUCUCACACACAGAGGGCCCAGCGGUGGCCCACACAGUGACUACCCCCCAGGCAGUGUUCACCCCAUGGAGUUGGGCCCCACAGCCACUGAAGAGCCCUGGCCCUUAGGCCCUGAAAACACUCCAGAGCACAACAGCCACCCUGAAAAACCUGUGCCUGUAGCCCUGCCUGAUCCCCAAGCAGGUCAAGUCCAGAAGCCAAGAUCCUGUCUCUGGGGAAAGGUGGCUCCUGAGAUGAGGAGACUCAAAGACAGGUUAACACUUCUGCGAGGUUAACAUCUCUCUAAGGAAGAAUUAUUCAUGAAUUCUAAAAAAGGUCACCUACACCUGUUUCCUGUCAACUGAAUUCUUCUAUAUUUACAUUAAAAGCC
Molecule: messenger RNA, 2610 nt
Organism: Castor canadensis (American beaver)
Lineage: Eukaryota; Metazoa; Chordata; Mammalia; Rodentia; Castoridae
Source: RefSeq, a predicted model, not a curated record